AUGCCCUCGGAGUCUCCCGCGGGGCCCGUGACCGGGGCGGCCCCCAACGCCACGGCGGCGGCAGCAGCGCCGGGGGCCAACCUCAGCGCGCCCGAGCGGCCGCUGUUCCACCUAUUCGCCGUGCUGGACGAGGAGCUGCACGCCAGCUUCCCACGCCUGUGGCUGGCCCUGAUGGCCGUGCACGGGGCCAUCUUCCUGGCGGGGCUGGCGCUCAACGGGCUGGCGCUCUACGUGUUCUGCUGCCGCACGCGGGCCGCCGCGCCGUCCGUGGCGUACACCGUCAACCUGGUGGUGACCGACCUGCUGGUGGGCCUGUCCCUGCCCACGCGCUUCGCCGUCUUCUACAGCACGCCGGGCUGCCUGCCCUGCGCCUUCCCGCACGUCUUCGGCUACUUCCUCAACAUGCACUGCUCCAUCCUCUUCCUCACCUGCAUCUGCGUGGACCGCUACCUGGCCAUCGUGCAGCCCGAGGGCUCCCGCCGCUGGCGCCAGCCCGCCUGCGCCCGGGCCGUGUGCGUCUCCGUGUGGCUGGCGGCCGGCGCCGUGACGCUGUCCGUGCUGGGCGUGAGGGCCGGCGGCGGGCCCUGCUGCCACGUGCUCGCGCUGACCGUGCUGGAGUUCCUGCUGCCGCUGCUGGUCAUCAGCGUGUUCACGGGCCGCAUCGUGUGCGCGCUCUCGCGGCCGGGGCUGCUGCGCCAGGGCCGCCGGCGCCGCGUGCGGGCCAUGCAGCUGCUGCUCACCGUGCUCGUCAUCUUCCUCGUCUGCUUCACGCCCUUCCACGCCCGCCAGGUGGCCGUGGCGCUGUGGCCCGACGUGCCGCGCCACACCAGCCUCGUGGUCUACCACGUGGCCGUGACCCUCAGCAGCCUCAACAGCUGCCUGGACCCCAUCGUCUACUGCUUCGUCACCAGCGGCUUCCAGGCCACGGUCCGCGGCCUCUUCCGCCGGCGUGGAGCGGAGGGCGAGCCCGCUGUCGGUGACGCGGUCAGCAUGCGCAAGAACUCCAGGGGCUCGGGCCAGCAUCUCACCCUCAGCGCCGGCCCUCGCGCCCUCACGCCGGCCCUGGCUAAUGGGUCCGAGGCGUAGUUGGCAGGAGCCGCAAGGGGGCCGAAGGUCAGGGGUGGGCUGAGCGCGCCAGGUCUGGACCCAGCUCUGCCUGGAUGGCAAAUCGAUUUCUCCUCGAUCAAUUGGUGAUGGCUGCCCAGGGCAACGCCCAGCGACUCUAAGGCCGCUGUGCUGUGGCUGAUUAGCAAUGUCUGCCACAGGCUCCCCGUGGGGUGUGGCGCUCUGAAUGCUGAUGACCCCCCACCCCUGGAGUCCACGGAAAACCCAGAGGGUAGGCAGGAGCUCCUUCUUGCCUGGGCCAUUCUGUCCCCAGAAGGGGGUCCCCAGAGACGGGGACAAAGAUUUUUUUACAGAGUGGGGAUUCCAGGGAGAGGGUAGAAGUCAGCCUGCGGAGGUC
Messenger RNA from Phyllostomus discolor (pale spear-nosed bat), 1462 nucleotides. RefSeq names its product G protein-coupled receptor 20 (gene GPR20). Gene Ontology annotation, cellular component: membrane. Gene Ontology annotation, molecular function: G protein-coupled receptor activity. Gene Ontology annotation, biological process: positive regulation of Rho protein signal transduction; phospholipase C-activating G protein-coupled receptor signaling pathway. The transcript has a single exon. Bases 1 to 1086 code for a protein of 361 amino acids. The record is from RefSeq and is a predicted model, not a curated record. Lineage: Eukaryota; Metazoa; Chordata; Mammalia; Chiroptera; Phyllostomidae.